This is a messenger RNA of Oldenlandia corymbosa var. corymbosa, 885 nucleotides long. The record is from the annotation of a GenBank genome assembly. Lineage: Eukaryota; Viridiplantae; Streptophyta; Magnoliopsida; Gentianales; Rubiaceae.
AUGGCUUCUAAUUCACAAACAAGCUCUCAAGUGAAAGAAAAAGCAAAAGGAAACUAUUUCACUUGGACUCCCGAGCUGGAGAAGGUUCUUGGGACAUGUCUUAUAGAUCAAAUGGCUCAAGGAAACAAAUGUGAUAGGAAAUUGGCUUGGAAGUCCUCCUCAUGGACAGCAGCUAUAAAGGCACUUUAUGUUCAUCAGAAAACAUGGGCAAAGCACCAUGAGAUCUUGUAUCCGUUAUUGGUCUCUAGCAAUUCCGACUCUCCAAUCACAUGGGACUACGUAAAGGGCAGAAUUGCAAUCCACGAUGAAAAUGUUUGGAAUGAGCGACUGCAGGCCAACCCCCAACUUGCUCCUUAUAGGAACAAAAUUGUGAUUGAAAAUUGGAAUGAUAUUUGUGCAAUUUUCUCGCAAGACCGUGCCGAUGGCCAAGGGGCAGCAACUUUUGAGGAGAAUAAUGCUGAGAAUGAGGUUAACUCUUUUAACAUAGGAGAUCCAUCUGAAGAGAUUCAUAAUCAAUCCGAAGCUAUGAGACUUUUGUUGGCCCGACAAAAGCGAAAGGAAGGCACAUCUUCUGCUUGUUCUCAAGGCUCGAGAAAAAAACCAACAUCAAUGCAAGCUCCUGAUUAUAUGACGCAAAUGGCUCCUGAGUUUAGUGAUUACAUCUUGGGGGAAAGAAAAAAGACUAAACUUGUGAUAGCACAAAAAACAAAGAUCACCCCUCAACAAAUUUUGUCAGAAUUGAAGGAAAUUGAUUUGGAUAACAUGCAGAAAAUCAAGGCUGUGGAUAUGAUGAUACUCAAUCGAGUUAUGUUUGAUACAUUUGUGGGAUUCCUAGUUGAGUUGAAAUACAAAUGGCUUAUGGCCAAACUUGACAAAGAAAACUGA